Messenger RNA from Pezoporus occidentalis (night parrot), 3918 nucleotides. It is a transcript of the gene ERG, whose product is annotated as ETS transcription factor ERG. NCBI's taxonomy places the organism in Eukaryota, Metazoa, Chordata, Aves, Psittaciformes, Psittacidae. Gene Ontology annotation, biological process: regulation of transcription by RNA polymerase II; cell differentiation. Gene Ontology annotation, cellular component: nucleus. The record is from RefSeq and is a predicted model, not a curated record. Gene Ontology annotation, molecular function: sequence-specific DNA binding; DNA-binding transcription factor activity, RNA polymerase II-specific; protein binding. The coding region runs from base 510 to 1949 and encodes 479 amino acids. The transcript has 10 exons.
UAUAGAUGUGGUAUAAGCGGGGCUAGGCUUCAUUAACAUAUUUGGAGUUACACCCGCUUAUACCAAGUCUGGCUUCAGCCCUGAAUCAGCAAUUCCCCGGUGAAUAGACUGCAUGAAACUAGUCCUGAAUUUGGUCCAUUUCAUCUGACAUCUGCAUCCUGCCUCAAAGUGGCAUGUCACACUUACAGCACAUCAGAUCACACCUGGCUAGGCAGUCACAGGCAAUUGACUUUUUUGUUAAAAAAAAAAAAUAAAAAAUUUAGUCACAUAUCAUCAAGAAAAACAACAUUGUUUUAGGACUCUUAUCUCUUCACUCCCAAAUAUCCUGUUUCUUCGAGCUGCAGUGGCCAGGACCAAUAGAAACCUCUUCCUGCCAUUGGCUGACUUCAUUUCCCAGAGUUAGCACAAUCUCAUCCGCUCUAAACAACCUCAUCAAAACUUCUUUCUGGUCAGAGCGAAGCAAUAAUUAUUAUUAGCAAUUAUUAGCGAUCAAUAAUCUUGAUCACAUUAUGGCAAGCACUAUUAAGGAAGCGUUAUCUGUGGUGAGUGAAGACCAGUCCUUGUUUGAGUGUGCCUACGGAUCACCCCACCUUGCGAAGACAGAGAUGACAGCCUCCUCCUCCAGUGAAUAUGGGCAGACGUCAAAGAUGAGUCCCCGUGUUCCCCAGCAAGACUGGUUAUCACAGCCUCCAGCCAGAGUCACCAUCAAGAUGGAGUGUAACCCAAACCAAGUUAAUGGGUCAAGGAAUUCUCCUGAUGACUGUAGUGUGGCAAAAGGCGGGAAGAUGGUUAGCGGCUCAGACAAUGUUGGGAUGAACUAUGGAAAUUACAUGGAAGAGAAGCAUGUUCCACCCCCAAAUAUGACUACCAAUGAACGAAGAGUCAUUGUGCCAGCAGAUCCUACGUUGUGGAGCACAGACCAUGUACGCCAGUGGCUGGAAUGGGCAGUGAAGGAGUAUGGUCUCCCGGAUGUGGAUAUCUUGUUGUUCCAGAACAUCGAUGGGAAGGAGCUGUGUAAAAUGACCAAAGAUGACUUCCAGAGACUCACCCCAAGCUAUAAUGCAGAUAUCCUCCUGUCACACCUACACUACCUCAGAGAAACUCCUCUUCCACAUUUGACUUCAGAUGAUGUUGAUAAGGCCUUACAAAACUCUCCACGGUUAAUGCAUGCUAGAAACACAGGAGGUGCCACUUUCAUUUUUCCAAAUACAUCAGUUUAUCCAGAAGCAGCACAGAGAAUUACAACCAGGCCAGACUUGCCUUACGAGCAAGCCAGGAGAUCGGCAUGGACGAGUCACACCCACCCCAGUCCUCAGUCAAAAGCUACUCAGCCAUCACCUUCAACAGUUCCCAAAACAGAAGACCAGCGUCCUCAGUUAGAUCCAUAUCAGAUUCUUGGACCAACCAGCAGCCGACUUGCAAAUCCAGGGAGUGGGCAGAUACAGCUGUGGCAGUUCCUGCUGGAGCUCCUCUCAGACAGCUCCAACUCCAACUGCAUCACCUGGGAGGGCACAAACGGGGAAUUCAAGAUGACUGACCCAGAUGAAGUGGCUCGGCGCUGGGGGGAGCGGAAAAGCAAGCCUAACAUGAACUAUGACAAACUCAGCCGUGCGCUUCGCUACUACUAUGAUAAAAAUAUUAUGACUAAGGUUCAUGGUAAGCGCUACGCCUACAAAUUUGACUUCCAUGGAAUUGCUCAGGCUCUCCAGCCUCACCCCCCGGAGUCAUCCAUGUACAAAUACCCAUCAGACCUCCCCUACAUGAGCUCUUACCAUGCACAUCCUCAGAAGAUGAACUUUGUAGCUCCCCACCCCCCUGCUUUGCCUGUAACGUCGUCCAGCUUUUUUGCUGCCCCUAAUCCAUACUGGAAUUCACCAACUGGAGGUAUCUAUCCCAAUACCAGGCUGCCAGCUGCUCAUAUGCCUUCUCAUCUUGGCACCUACUACUAAGUGGAGAAAAAAGAAACAUCAGAAAAAAACAAAGACACUUCUUGCUGGGAUCCAGUCCCUGGUGAAUUGCAAUGAACUCUAUUGGAGUCCGUGAAUUAAAAGUGCCUAAAGAGACAAGUGAAGGUUUGGCUGGGAAAAAAAAAAACACAACAAACAUUAAAAAAAAUAAGACUCUUUGUAGUUUGGAUUUAAAGGAGAUAUUCAAGAAGUAUUAAGAUAUUAAAAUGUAAUGUAUAUGGGCAUCGACUCUGUGGACCAAACAACAAUAGACUAUUGUAGGUAAAAGCAUGAAAUGAUGAGGAAAACCUACGAAAGCUAGUGGUCUUAAAAAGUUGAUAAGCUUACGUGUAAAGUUUGAUAUCUUGCUAGUGCAAAACUGGGACAAUACUACAGCAAUAUAAGGAUAAGUCUAUAGUGACCUAACAUACAAUAUAAGAAACAUUACAAAACAGGGAGGGGGAAGGUAAAAACAAGGGAAAAAAACCCUACCUGUAUUUAAAAAAUGGAAACAUAUCAACAAAAGAGAUUAGUUUAGUGUGGAAACUGAUUUGGGAUAUAACGGCAUUGUUUUAGUUAAAAUAAAAUGAGUUCCAUUCAUGAGAGUGUUAUCAGCUACCCAAACUGUGAAGACAACCCAAACUUUAAGAUUCCUUGACAGUAUUACAGGAACCCUGAGCCAAACAUUGGAAAUGAGAAUGUGCUGAAGGGCAAGUGUAUGAUUGUAGAUCAGAGGCCUGCACCUGACAGAGGAAGCAGAAAGGAGAAAGAGGAGGACAAAGGAGGUGACAAUGUGAGAAAAGAAACUUCUUUACCAGUUGAGACUGAAAAGACUGAAAACAUAGUAGCGUUGGGACUAUGAAGAAACACUUGUUUGGACUUGUGAAACAUAUUGCUCAGUAUCAUACCAUUCCCAGUAUUACAGGAGGAACAGACUUGAUUUUAUAGUAAUAAAAAAAAGGUGGAAAAAGGGAAAAGCAGGAGAAUUCAGAAAUCAAAAUAUGCAUCUCUUUUUUAAAAAAAGUAAAACUGGAAUUGUGUCUGAUAUUUAAAAAGUUACCAGUUAGAACCUCAUUGUUAUUAAGGGAGUUUGUUUUCUAUUGGUUAAAGCAAGAGACAACCCCUGACUGCCAAAAUCAGAAAUCAUCGAAGUAUUUUUGUUAGGCGGGCGCCAGUUUUUCUUUAUUGAGUCGCGAACGCUGUGCGUUUGUCAGAAUGAAGUAUACAAGUCAAUGUUAUUUUUUCCUUUUUAUAUAAUUAUUAUAUAACUUAUGCAUUUAUACACUACGAGUUGAUCUCGGCCAACCAAAGACACAAAAAAGGGACAAUCAAAAAUAUUGUGGCCUUGAAUUUUAACUCUGUAUGCUUAAUGUUUACAUUAUGAACAUAUUAGUACUUAGAAUGCAGAAUGUAUGUAAUAAAAUAAGCUUGGCCUAGCAUGGCAAUUCAGAUUGACACUGUAGUUUGCAUUUGCAUUUCCAUUUUUAGCUCCUGACAUGCCUAUCGGAUCUCCUGUUCAACAUGGUAAAAUAUGCUAGGCAUUUUGUUUUAAAAAUCUGUUUUACCAAAUCUGGCACUCAUUAAAAUGUAGGACCAAACAGCAAUGCUUAGCCUAAGUUCAAAGUGGACAGGUGCUGUGUAUCUUCUUUUCCAGAGAGUUCUGCUGAAACACUUGCCACCCUUCUCUAACAGUGCCUUGCCAUUCCUGUCCUGAGCUUCGUUUGCCCAGAGAUUGCAACCAUGCCCAAUUCUUUGAUAACUUCAUGGCCAAGUUUGAAAAUGAAGUCUAAAGGAGGCCUCUAGAAAGAAUACUGGUACCCAGAAAUCAUCUUUUGUUGCCAUCAGAUUAUGCAGUAUAAUCUCAGCCUGAGACGUAUUUUCAUACUGAAUCAUAUGUUCAAUUACCAUGCCCCCUUGCUAUUAAUACAUACUGUAUAAUUACUAGUAAAUAAAGUGAAUAAUGAAUAACUUC